Messenger RNA from Rotaria sp. Silwood2, 1382 nucleotides. Lineage: Eukaryota; Metazoa; Rotifera; Eurotatoria; Philodinida; Philodinidae. The record is from the annotation of a GenBank genome assembly.
AAAAAUUUCAUAACCUGGUCCUGCCCUGUCCUGCUAUUUUCGCUGCCUGCCCUGUCCUGCCCUGUCAGGGCAGGGCAGGGCAGGGCAGGUUACCUGCAUCCUGCAGGGCUCUAACACCGGGGGAGGUUCUCUUGUAAGACUACUUCCAACACAAUCACUACUUAUGCUUGCAGACGGUUGCCCUUGUUCAUACAUACACUCACUAACUCUGUGUUGUUCACUUUCGAUGAUUUCACACUAACUGUUUCGUUCAUCCACGACAACUUGAACGAGCACAGCGAGGCGCAUUGAUGUGGAGACAACAAUACGGUUUAAAUAUGCGCAGAGAGUAUUGACCCAUAAGCCCGAUAUCACAUAGGGAUGAUAUUAUAUAUGUUUGAUAUGCCUAUCGGCACAAACAAAUUUUAGUAUCAUACAAUAAAAAAAGUAAAGGUGCUGAUUCUAUUUUUUGUACUUUUUGGUGGAUUAUCUUGAAAAGCACAGUGUCAUUUUCCCUUGUAGUCGAAAACAUUUGGAACAGGUUAUUUUCUUCUCACAAGCAUCAUAUUUAUUACUGAUGCCCAACGUACAUUUUCCUUUAUGUUAUAUAUAGAAAAAGAACGAUGUACAAAGUUUUUAGUUUGAUUUUUCUGUUUGCUUUUGGAGGUGUAGCAGGUCGUGCUCCUAAAACUAAUGUUCAAUCAAGCCAUAUUAGACAUAUUUCAUUACCAUUGAAACAAGGAAAUAAUGGUGUUGAUGUUGAUUUGUGUCCAACAUGUGUUAACACAUUUGAUGAUUUAAUCUAUUUUGUUCUUGACGGUAUCAUUGAAUUGGGUAUUAUUAAUACGUGUGAUGAUAUAUGUAGUUAUGUUACUCAAAAGUCAGGAUCGCCUGUUUUAGAAGCCAUUUGUUCAAUCGGUUGUGAUAUUGUGGGAGUUAACGAAUUUAUUAAAUUAGCUACAGAAGUUGAUCUUGAUCCAAUUUACUUUUGUGAAUCAUUAAAAUUUUGUCCAAUCAAUGAUAAUGGUGAUGCUAAAUUUAUAUCAUUUAUUAUUUCACCACCACAUGCUCAAGCUUAUAGUACAUUUAUUUUUGAUUUAACUUUCGAAUCUGUUAAUGGAACUGGUACAAGUCAAUUGCUGUUUAAUAUUCAAACCAUCGAUGCAAUUAAAAUUUCGUCUUUCUUUUUGAUUGAAGCAAAAAAACCAGGUAAAUAUGCUGAACGUUUUAGUAUUGAUACUACUCCAGAUCCAGAUUGUGAAUCUGCUGUCGAUCCUUGUGAAGAAUGGUUUCCGGGCGUAUAUAAUGUCACAGUUAUGAUUUGUAAUGGAGAGUGUGGUUCACAUCAUCCUCAUAGUCAGCUUUAUGAUAUGGUUAAAGGUUCAUUUCAAAUUGAUAAAUAA